Messenger RNA from Xiphias gladius (swordfish), 623 nucleotides. Its product is annotated as NADH dehydrogenase [ubiquinone] 1 beta subcomplex subunit 1-like. Gene Ontology annotation, cellular component: mitochondrion. The transcript has 3 exons. NCBI's taxonomy places the organism in Eukaryota, Metazoa, Chordata, Actinopteri, Istiophoriformes, Xiphiidae. Bases 271 to 447 code for a protein of 58 amino acids. The record is from RefSeq and is a predicted model, not a curated record.
CCAAGUUUGGCGGUGUAACCAUAACAAUCUUGUGUCGAAACAUCGAAUGCUCAUUACUUGUAUCAUACUAUAUUUGAAUAUAUUUGCUUUAUUAGUUUGUUCUCAAAUUUUGUUGACGCUAUAAUUAGAAUAAUUACGGUAAUAAUAGUUUUUAUAAUGUUUUUCUCGUUCGAGUGACCACGACGUAGGUGCGCAGUUGGUAGAGUCCAAUGUCCUCUGCCUGGUGAGUGAAGAGCAGAAGGCCGCAGCUUGGUGUAAAAAGAAGGAACCAUGGUCAACUUUGUGGCACUUGCGCGUGAGCACUGGGUGAACAUAUUGGUGCCCAUGGGCUUUGUGAUCGGAUGGUACCUUGACAAACAACAGGACCAGAAGUUGACAGCUUUCAGGAACAAAAGUGUUUUGUUCAGCAGGGAGCUGAAGCCUGGCGAAGAGGUUACCUGGAAGUAGACAACUCCUACCUUGGAUGUGUCCUGUCAUCUGUGGUGUAAAUGACUGAUUUGUGGCCCUCGAAUCAGAUUAUUUAAGAAGACUACUAUACUUCUGUUUUUGAGUUGUAUGAAUCAGUAAUCUUUCAUCUUUUGAGUUGUAUCAACCGAUAAUAAAGAUGCCCUUUCUCAUCAGAA